Nomia melanderi (Alkali bee) is the source of this 1562-nucleotide messenger RNA. RefSeq names its product eukaryotic translation initiation factor 2 subunit alpha (gene eIF2alpha). Lineage: Eukaryota; Metazoa; Arthropoda; Insecta; Hymenoptera; Halictidae. Gene Ontology annotation, biological process: translational initiation. Gene Ontology annotation, molecular function: ribosome binding; translation initiation factor activity; RNA binding. The record is from RefSeq and is a predicted model, not a curated record. Gene Ontology annotation, cellular component: eukaryotic 48S preinitiation complex; eukaryotic translation initiation factor 2 complex.
AAGGUGAUAUAAUUUUUCUUGAUAUUAAUUUCAAUAUUUAUGUAAAGCUGUGUAUGAUGGUAGAUGUCGCGCUUUUAAGUAAAAUACACUGUCGAUAAAGGGUACAGAAGUUGACCACCGCUGUGUAACCCCUUAAUAACCUGACUGAAAUAUAAGUCAAGAUUGCACAUGGAUUAUUGACAUAUUUUAAUAGGUUUUUAUUGUUUUAAAUAUACUUUGAUAGUGUCUGUAAAAACUUGAUUGUUCCUUGUGAAAAUAUACUUACGCUGCAAUCAAAAUGGUGUUAUCGUGUCGGUUUUAUAAGGAAAAAUAUCCAGAGGUAGAAGAUGUAGUGAUGGUAAAUGUACGUAGUAUAGCUGAAAUGGGAGCAUAUGUACAUUUAUUGGAAUAUAAUAAUAUUGAAGGUAUGAUUCUGUUAUCUGAGUUGUCCAGAAGACGUAUAAGAUCUAUUAACAAACUCAUUAGGGUAGGAAAAACUGAGCCAGUCGUUGUUAUUCGAGUUGACAAAGAAAAAGGUUAUAUUGAUCUUAGUAAACGUCGUGUAUCAGCUGAAGAUGUAGAAAAAUGUACUGAGAGGUAUGCAAAAGCAAAAGCUGUCAAUUCAAUACUAAGACAUGUUGCAGAAUUAUUGCAUUAUGACAGUGAUGAUCAAUUGGAAGAAUUAUAUCAAAAAACAGCAUGGCAUUUUGAAGAAAAGUAUAAGAAGCAAAAGGCUUCUGCAUAUGAUUUCUUUAAACAAUCAGUUUUGGAUCCAUCCAUUUUAGCAGAAUGUGGUCUUGAUGAACACACAAAGGAGGUGUUAUUAAAUAAUAUUAAAAGAAAAUUGACUUCUCAGGCAGUUAAAAUUCGAGCAGAUGUGGAAGUAGCUUGUUAUGGUUAUGAAGGAAUUGAUGCAGUGAAAGCUGCUUUAAAAGCUGGCUUAGCCCUUUCCACAGAUGAACUUCCAAUUAAAAUCAAUUUAAUUGCACCACCAUUAUAUGUCAUGACAACAUCUACACCAGAAAAGCAGGAUGGUUUAAAAGCAUUGAAUGAUGCUAUUAAUGUUAUACAGACUAAAAUAACAUCACUUGGAGGUGUAUUUAAUGUUCAAAUGGCUCCGAAAGUCGUAACUGCAACGGAUGAAGCAGAACUAGCAAAACAAAUGGAACGAGCUGAACUUGAAAAUGCAGAAGUUGCUGGUGAUGAUGAUGAGGAGGAAGUGGAAGGAAUGGAUGGUUUUAGCGGUGGAGAAGAUGCGGAAGAUGAUAAAAAACCUGGAAACGAUUCACAGGAAGAAGAAUAGACACUUAGAAUAAAUUCAUAUAUCCCACUUUUCAUUAAGUGACAAUUAUUUCUAAGUCAGAAUCAUACUUUUGAAAGUAUGUUACUGUCUUACUGGACAUUUCACAGAAUAUUUCAAAUAAACAUAGAAAACCCAAUGUAUUAUAAGUUAUAAAUAAUUUUCUAUCAACUUGAUAAAAUAAAUAUGAAUAAUACUUAAAUUAUUGUUAAAAAAACAAAUUUUUCAUAUGAGAAAUACUCUUAAUGUUGUAUUUAAGAAUCUUCUUUACAUUUUAUAAUUU